AUGAACGCUCUCCUGGAUUACGGUUCAUCUUCUAGUGCUUCUGAAGAAGAAAGCGGUGAUGAAGAAAUAAUUAAACCAGAAGAUCACACAGAUGAUAAGCCUAAGUUACCAAAACCUGUGCUGGGAGAGAGCAGUCUUCACACAUCAGUGUUUUCAAAUCCAUUUGCUGCAGCUGAAAUAGCGAAAUCUGCUAUACUAGAAAAACAUGUGAAAAUGGUUUCAGGUAAAGACAAUACCCAAAUGAUUAAUGGAAAGAAAAUAUGUUGGAAUUAUAGAAAAGGUAAAUGUCGUUUUGGACAUAAUUGCAAAUAUGCACAUGACUCGGACAUACAAAAAUCAGCUGAGGAGCUAGAGGCUGAGAAACAGAAUUUAAAAACAGUUGUUUGUGAGGGUGCUGGCACAAUGUCUUCCGCGCCACCACCACAAGUUGUCUUGGAGGCAUCCCUCGCAACAGACGAUGAAAGUUGGGAGGGAAAGUCAUGUAAGAAGAAAAAACGUCCCGGUUUAACUCAAGGUCUCAUUCCUGGACAGAAAGUCAUGAAAUUGUAUAAGGAACAAAGAAUAAAAGAUGCUCAAAAAUAA
Danaus chrysippus (African queen) is the source of this 582-nucleotide messenger RNA. The record is from the annotation of a GenBank genome assembly. NCBI's taxonomy places the organism in Eukaryota, Metazoa, Arthropoda, Insecta, Lepidoptera, Nymphalidae.